Molecule: messenger RNA, 3117 nt
Organism: Lichtheimia ornata
Lineage: Eukaryota; Fungi; Mucoromycota; Mucoromycetes; Mucorales; Lichtheimiaceae
Exons: 4
Coding region: 1-3117 (1038 amino acids)
Source: RefSeq, a predicted model, not a curated record
AUGAGUCAGCAUCGCAACGCGUACACGCUGGAUCACUUACACGAGCUCAACGACUAUGUUCAACUUGUACAAAUUUUGAGGAAUCGUCUUGAUGAUAGCCAAGUUGAUAUCAGCUUCGAAGUAUUGUAUCAGCUUAUCGAUCGCUUGGUCGUACGUGAUACAAGGCAUGCAAGCGACAAUGUCUUGCGUGGUCUCCUUGAUAUCGCCAAUGAAUCGAUUAUCAGGCCAAAUCAAGAUGUAAUGACGAGUCUUUCAGCAUUACCAGCCACGUACAACAACACACCCUUUCCUCAGAAUACCACAGUUUACUAUGUACGAUCAUUACCUUUGACAAUUGAGCAGCUACACCAGAUUAUGGAGCGUUAUCAUCAUCAUUAUGCAGACAACUUGUUUUAUGAAUCUAUGCAUGCAUUUAUCCAAGCACACGUCGACCAGCCUGGUACUCAAGUGUGGAUUCGAUAUGUUGGAGCAACAUCGAAUACGACACCAGCAACACGGCUACAGGACGACUUGGAUGCUGCACGUGUCGUGGGUCGGCGACGCUUUAACAACUUUUAUCGUACCAUGACCGAUAUGGAUAUUCAUUCUCAAUUUCAAGUUCAUGAGAUUUUCCCAUUACGAGUUCAAGGUCUAUUUGGCCAACGAGGCCCCAAUCAAGAGGUGUUGGACGCCACCGAGCGAUUCUUGAUACAUCUGCUUGACCGCAAUUUCUUACUCAACAGCCAACCUGGUGGCUAUUUCAUAUCAUAUCAACCGUUGGCUCAGGAUCAACAAUUCAUCCAUACAAUCAAUGCUGCUUAUGCCUAUGAUCAUUGUACUGUUCUGCGUCAAGUGCAGGUGGCGCGUCGGGAAUUCAAUCAAGAUGUUGUAGCCGCUUUCGAUCAGUAUACAGCACAACUUACACAGCAUGACGAAGCUCUUGCAAAUUCCAUAACGCAACAAUAUCUACAAUCAGUAUAUCAGCAAACCACUCCACAUGCAGCACAACAAUUCCAGCACGAUCGCACCGGCAUUAUUUUUACCCCGCUGAUCCUCUUUGGGAAAGACGUGACCAGACACGAUUUUUCGACUGCUUCAGGCUUCUACGACUCCAGAUCAGGAACUGUGACCAGAGACUUUAUUGAUUCCAUUCUAUCGGCUACAUUACAUGGAGAGGGAGUAGAAGGUGGUGAUGAAGAACGACAACUUUUGCAGCCUGCAAUGAUCAAUCUAUGGCCUAUACCACGACACCGUUUUUUGUGGGAGUUACACAUCAACCAUGCAGCAACAUUGCUUGAUAUUUUGAGACCACUUGUCUUAGUCACGUUCAGUUUCGAGGUAGCAAGGGUAGCUCGCUCGAAUUUUCAUGGAAGACACUCUUUGUCAAGGGAAGGUUACAGACAGCUGGCAGGAGAGGCACGCAUAUGCAACUAUGACAUGACUUUCAACUACGACACCGAACCCGAGAAUGCUGAACCUGCACAACAUUGGUGCGUUGUCGUUUACCAUAACGAUCCAGGGAAUGCAAACUAUGGUAGCGUUAAUCCAAUAAUCACAAGAUUCAUGCAUUUAUGCUGGGUGCGAACCAUCAUCUUGCUCAACACAUGCCUUGAUUUCUUGCAAAAUCCAAACCUUGUUACUGCUGCACCGGGAAGCCGAAUGUUUUCUGAACAAUUGCUUCAAGCAUCCCAGGAUCGUGAACCAGCGGAGUUGACAGCAUCAUUGGAACAAGCACGUGAUGCAUUGAAUGAAUAUCGAACUAAUGACGCUCGAGAUAAACAUAUGGCAUUUGCGAUACGUAACGAAGGGGUGGUGGAUUUCAGAAACCGUGGCGACAUUGGUGAAAUAAGCCAAGCGACAUUGCGUAGCCGUAUUGACAUGUGGGGUGUGUCAGCUGCUCGUGGUAGCCAAGAGCGUAUACAACAAUAUGCAGCACUUAUUCGACAUGAUUACCCGGACUUGUAUUCCAGCCCAUCUUUUACACACAAUCGAGCUGCAUUCCGUAAUUGGUUUAUCUACGUCAUGAACGACAAUAUCAAUAUAUUACAAUCCUUUUUGAGACGUGUACAGGAAGAAACGACACCCACUUCCGAAGGCCUACCGCCUGGAUUAGUACGGUACCUGUUGCAAGUCUGUCAACGUCCUCCCGAAUGGCCACUGGGUGAUGAUACGUGGAUAAAUGUGAAAGAGCUGAGAGAUAUCGCCAUGGAAGGGGCACGACAAAGAUUUGUUGAUAGAAAUGGAGCACCGACCGGAAGACGGCAGGAUCCUGCAGCAGCACGGGACCUUCGCAAUCGUUAUCUGCAAUCCAUCGGCAACGUGCCUUAUCAUCUAUUCAAUAUGUGUGAACUGCAUGUAGGGAGCCGAAAAGCAAGGUUCCGUGUCAUCGUUGAUGGACAAGAGCGUUAUGAGACAAAUGGUAUUUACGUUGGCCAAGCCAUCCAAAAUGUUGGUCCCACUGUAUACAUCGACUACGAUCCCCAAGUCACACGUCAUGGAUUGGUGUUCAAGGAUGAACAUGGAGACUUGCUACCUACACGUCAAAAUCCCACUAUAAUAUAUGAUCAUAGCCUAGUGUGGCAUUCCAAGGACUCUUAUUUUCGUACGUUCAUUAAUACUUUGCAUCACCACAAUAUCCAGCCAAGACAGCAAGUAUUGGAGGAAGCAGAUUUCAAUGAAGGAUUUACUUUGGAACGUGUACUCAAGCCGUAUUGGAUGGAUGUUUGCAGAACAAACCACCAUGAUGUAUACUUGCAUGCGGCUGAUUCUUUUGACAACGCAGCGGAUUUUGAGACGGAGAUUCUGGAUUACAUUGACAACCAUGGUCGUGGUAUUGAUUUCCUUGUUUGGCAUGAACUUCUUUCAAAUCGGAGACAUGGCAUGGUGACAAUAAGCUGCGCUUGGCGCGAUAUGUUGCGAAAGUAUGGCCUUGAGAUUGAACAGUUGCAAGAUGAUAGAGGUGUAAAGCAGUGGAGAUUACCAAGAUAUCCUGGUGAAGGAGGAGGGAUGCAAGAAGAAGUAGCGGGUCGUGGCGGUGGUCGUCAAUUACGUGCUAGGGAUUAUAGUAGGAGCUCACGUAGAUAUAGUCAACCACCUGGAACUCGACCACGAGGUAGCAGACGAGGAACCGAAGAUUGA